Messenger RNA from Physella acuta, 3323 nucleotides. Its product is annotated as protein GPR107. NCBI's taxonomy places the organism in Eukaryota, Metazoa, Mollusca, Gastropoda, Physidae. The record is from RefSeq and is a predicted model, not a curated record. Gene Ontology annotation, cellular component: Golgi apparatus; membrane. Gene Ontology annotation, biological process: transport.
AGUAAAGACGUCAUAAAUUCACUAAUGGCCGACGCUGUUCGUAUAAACAUGACUACCGCAGUACUUUUAUUUAUCGUAUUUUGUUUGAUGUGUUUUCAAAAUUCAUCUGGUUGGAUUCACAAUCUCAAAUUACAGACAGAUGAUAGGAGAGACAUCAUGUUAACCCACACAUUUGGUUUCCUAAAGGCAGGGACAUUGACUGUCAACGUGACCAUGUUUUCUUUUAAACCAAUAGUAAAUGUCACCAAUACUACUUUUGGCUUUACAUUGGAUAAAAGUAAAAGUCCUGGUCUCAAUAGUUAUGUGGAGAGCAUGCAGAAAUGUGCCCUUAAUGAUACAGAGACAAAAGAUGCCACUGUUAUUUUUAGAUUUGAUUUUGUCACUAAAAGUAUAUAUGUGGAAAGAAGGGGCGAUGACUUAAAACAUUUGCUCAUUUCUGCCACACCUGCGGCUACAGUGGCUCCCCCUACACAAGGCAGCAUAACAACAGUCACUGCAGACAGUACAACAACUAAACCCACCAAAGCACCAGAUGUUCCUGAUGGGAAGGCCCCACCAAAUGACUUUAAAUCUGGCAAAUCUAACAGAAAAAAAAGAGCUGUAGAUAGCCAGAAAGAGACUCCAAGUACAACUACACCACAGACAACAAAUGUGGUUCAGAAGAAAGAAACCAUUCCAUUGAAAGUUACUGGUAUAGAAGAUGGAUUAGUCUACUAUCAAACUUAUUUUCAAGUGACUGUGAGUAAAGAUUCUGAAGAAGGUCUCUACAACUUGUACUUUCACAACUGUAGGAAAGAAAAUACUUUGGUCAAUCUAUCUAUUCAAAUAAUACAGAAAAAUGACCAGAGUUAUCUGUCCGCUGAUGAAAUGCCCAUCCCCACUUUGUACUUUGUGUUCAGUGUUAUCUUCUUCAUUAUGACCAUCCUUUGGUUUGUUGUGUUGCACAAGGCCAAGGAAGGUGUGUACAAGAUUCAUUACCUCAUGCUAGUCGUUGUUUUCUUCAAGAGUAUCUCUAAUCUUUUUCAUGGGGUAAACAUGCAUAUGAUUGAAAAGACAGGUAUCCAUGUUGAUGCCUGGGCUAUCUUGUGGUAUAUAGUGUAUUUGAUGAGAGGUGCAGUUCUGUUUGUUACGGUUCUUUUGAUUGGUGCCGGCUGGGCUUUUAUAAAACAUGUCUUCACAGACAGGGAGAAAAAAUUGUUUUUGAUUGUCAUUCCAUUGCAGAUCUUAAUGAAUGUGGCGUGGGUUAUAGUUGAAGAAAGUGAAGAAGGCUACCCAUCCUAUGAUACUUGGCACAAAAUUUUUAUGGGUGUUGAUCUGCUCUGCUGUUUUGCCAUUCUCUUCCCUGUGAUCUGGUCUAUCAGACAUCUUCAAGAAGCCUCCAAGACUGAUGGUAAAGCUGCCAUCAAUUUGAACAAGCUUAAGCUGUUUAGGCAUUUUUAUAUUAUGGUUGUUGCUUAUAUUUAUUUCACAAGGAUCAUUGGAUAUUUGCUAUUGAUAACUCUGCCUUUCCGCUAUGGAUGGAUGAAAGAUUUAUUUGAGGAAGUUUUCCUGCUAGUCUUUUUUGGUUUGACGGGCUACAAGUUCCGGCCGACCAGUGACAACCCCUACUUGAUGGUACCAUUAGACAGUGAUGACGAGGAAGAGAUUGAAAUGGACGAAGUUGUGACAAAAAGUGGCAGCACAGAAGGGCUAGUCAGAGUAAACCAAGGAAAAACUGAAGACCCUAAAAAGACAGCAGCAAUUAAACAAAGGGAGAGCAGUCAUGAUUAUGAUUGAAACCAGCAGUUUUAAAUUAGUUUUCUGCUUUCUUAUUAUAGUUUCCGAAUUAUUAUUAUUAUUUCAAAUCAAAAGAAACCACUUUAAUUUAUUUUGACCAAAGUUUUAAUUUAUUUAUGAUAAAUUAGAUCUGCUUUUAAACUCUCUAUUUAUUAUAAUUUAGAAGUUGGGUUGUAUUUUUUAUUAUUCCUCUAAAUGAUAUCUAGUUUUCUUUAAAAAUUGUUCAGUUUUCCUAAAGACUGAACAUCAUCAUUUAUUAAUCAUUUUUUUUUUUUAAAUUAUUCAUAGAACAAUCUUGCCUCAAACUAACAUCUUGUUAAUAUUUAGAUUUCAAACAAUUAUCAUCUACUUUAGCUGAAAUAUCUAUCUUUCAGUGAUGAAUUUUGAGUUCAUUUUAAAUGAAUGGCUGUUCCAAACUUUGUAAAUCUGAAGAAGACUGUGUUUUCUGUGAUGAAAAAGUCUAGAAAGAAACAGCCUGCUAAUAAAUUCAACUUCCAAGACAGAAUAAAAUGUUUAUAAAUAAUAAGCUGUUUUUCCUUCCCCAAACUCACCCUAGUGUCUACUUUGCAUUAGGGUCACAUUAGCACAAUUUAUUUGAUUCAAAAACCUUGAGCAUUAACGACCCUAGGUCUUUUUUACCCUGUGGCUUCACUGUGAUAAGUGGUUGCUUUAAAAGUUUUAAAUAGUUUUUUUUUUUAAAUAUAUGGAGUGUAUUUUGAGAUGAUUGAAGAUGUGGAUGUCCAACAUUAGACUUUUCCAAAAAUAGGUGUGGUAGGUUGUUAGUAGUAUUUGUAAUCUCAACUAAUUUUAUGGAUAUAAAUUAGGGUUAGGUGUAUAGCUAGAUCAGGGUUAGUGAUAGGGUUAGCGUUGACAUUAGCAAGCCAUGUAUAUAUAUUUUAGUUAACUACCAGUAACCUAACACCCCUUUUUUUUAGAAGAUUCUAUUAUCGGACACUGGUUAAAAAACAUCCCCCAAAUUUUGUAAUGCAUUUUUUGAAAUGUAAAAAUAAUACUUGUACAGUAUAUUCAAAAACAAAAUGUUUCAGUUUUGAAAACUUGUUAAUACAUUUUAAAAAUAUUUUACAAUCUAAUGAAAUGUUAGUCUAGUUCAUUUAUUAAUAAAAUCAAACCCAUAGUCUUCCAUAAAUUAGAUAUUUUUUUAAAAAUCCAAAAUCGGUUAAGCUAAAGUCACGGUUUUAUUAUUUCAUUAAGACAGGUAUUUUUUUAAUGUCACACCUCUUGCUUAUAUAGGCCACUGCCUGUCUCCAGUCAUUGAUUGACAGGUAGCUUAUCAUUAGCUGGGCUUGUGAUUUUUUUUACCAUUUAUGUACAGACCUUAAAUGCUUAUAUCAUCUGGUGUCUAUUCAUUGGUUCAUGUAAAAUAUAAGACAGAAUGUUCUUAUGUGUUUUGUUGUCCUUUUUGUUUUCUAAAAGAAUUUUUUGCCGCCCUCAAGGACAAAAUAAAUUUACAUAACAUUAUAUGCUUCCAUAAUGUGGCUUUGAAUCAUUGGUUUUUUGUUUUUUUUGUAAAUAAAAGAGAAUGUUCA